Messenger RNA from Centrocercus urophasianus (Greater sage-grouse), 4442 nucleotides. RefSeq names its product MAM domain containing glycosylphosphatidylinositol anchor 2 (gene MDGA2). NCBI's taxonomy places the organism in Eukaryota, Metazoa, Chordata, Aves, Galliformes, Phasianidae. Gene Ontology annotation, molecular function: protein binding. The record is from RefSeq and is a predicted model, not a curated record. Gene Ontology annotation, biological process: homophilic cell-cell adhesion. The coding region runs from base 1 to 2988 and encodes 995 amino acids. The transcript has 18 exons. Gene Ontology annotation, cellular component: plasma membrane.
AUGGGCCCGGCCGCCGCUCCGCAGCGGAGCGCGGGGCUCCGGAGGGCUUCGCGCUGCCUCUCUCCCCUCCCCGCGGCCCCCCACCGCCGGGCUGGAUAUGUGGAUGCUCACGUGAAGAUGGAUGUAGCGAUCGGGCUGCUGGGGCUGCUGACGGUUCUGCUGGAGGGCAGCUCCGGGCAAGGGGUGUACGCCCCCCCCACCGUGCGUAUCGUGCACUCAGGCCUGGCGUGCAACAUCGAGGAGGAGCGCUACUCGGAGAGGGUCUACACCAUCCGUGAGGGUGAGACGCUGGAGCUGACCUGCCUGGUCACCGGCCAUCCCCGACCACAGAUCAGGUGGACCAAAACAGCGGGAAGUGCAUCUGACAGAUUUCAAGACUCGAGCGUCUUCAAUGAAACGCUGCGGAUAGCCAACAUCCAGCGCCACCAGGGAGGCCGCUACUACUGCAAGGCUGAGAACGGCCUGGGCUCACCGGCCAUCAAGUCCAUACGAGUGGACGUGUACUAUCUGGAUGACCCGAUAGUGACAGUCCACCAGAGCAUCGGUGAAGCAAAAGAGCAGUUUUACUAUGAGAGGACUGUGUUCCUCAGGUGCGUGGCCAACUCCAACCCGCCCGUCCGCUACAGCUGGAGACGUGGCCAGGAGGUGCUGCUGCAGGGCUCUGAUAAGGGAGUUGAGAUCUACGAGCCCUUCUUCACACAGGGGGAAACGAAGAUCCUGAAGCUGAAGAACCUCCGACCUCAGGACUACGCCAACUACAGCUGCAUCGCCUCAGUGAGGAAUGUCUGCAGCAUCCCUGAUAAGAUGGUGUCCUUCCGACUCUCCAACAAAACAGCAUCCCCUUCUAUUAAACUCCUGGUGGAUGACCCGAUAGUGGUGAACCCUGGAGAAGCAGUCACCCUGGUCUGUGUGACGACAGGAGGGGAGCCAGCCCCCAGCCUGACGUGGGUGAGGUCUGCCGGCGGCCUGCCUGAGAAGACAGUCCUCAAUGGCGGAACACUGACCAUACCCGCCAUCGCGUCAGAGGAUGCUGGCACCUACAGCUGCGUCGCCAAUAACAACGUUGGAAAUCCUGCAAAAAAAUCCACCAACAUCAUCGUCAGAGCCUUAAAAAAAGGACGUUUCUGGAUCACUCCUGAUCCAUAUCACAAAGAUGACAACAUCCAGAUUGGGCGAGAGGUGAAAAUCUCCUGCCAGGUGGAAGCUGUCCCUUCGGAGGAGCUCACAUUCAGCUGGUUUAAAAAUGGGCGGCCCUUGCGAAGCUCUGAAAGGAUGGUCAUCACACAGACCGACCCUGACGUGUCGCCUGGCACCACCAACCUGGACAUCAUUGACUUGAAAUUCACAGACUUUGGGACGUACACGUGUGUCGCGUCUCUGAAAGGAGGUGGCAUAUCGGACAUCAGCAUUGAUGUCAACAUCUCCAGCAGCACAGUCCCACCCAAUCUGACUGUUCCUCAAGAAAAGUCCCCCCUGGUCACACGGGAAGGAGACACGAUCGAGCUGCAGUGCCAGGUGACGGGGAAGCCCAAGCCCAUCAUCCUGUGGUCCCGCGCCGACAAGGAGGUGGCGAUGCCAGAUGGCACGAUGCAGAUGGAGAGCUACGAUGGCAUCCUGAGGAUAGUGAACGUGUCCCGGGAGAUGACAGGCACCUACAGGUGCCAGACCAGCCAGUACAACGGGUUCAAUGUGAAGCCCAGAGAAGCUUUGGUGCAGCUCAUCGUACAGUACCCCCCGACCGUGGAGCCGACCUUCCUGGAGAUCCGGCAGGGCCAAGGCCGGAGCAUCACCAUGAGCUGCCGGGUGCUGCGGGCCUACCCUACACGGGUGCUGACCUAUGAGUGGCGGCUGGGCAGCAAGCUGCUGCGCACAGGCCAGUUUGACCUGCAGGACUCCACCGAGUACACUGUCAGCAGCCUCUCCCGUGACAGCUAUGGCGUCUACAACUGCAACAUCAUCAAUGAAGCGGGAGCCGGCCGCUGCAGCUUCCUGGUCACAGGCAAGGCCUACGCCCCGGAGUUCUACUAUGACACUUACAACCCGCUGUGGCAGAACCGGCCCCGCGUGUACUCCUACAGCCUGCAGUGGACCCAGAUGAACCCCAACGCCGUGGACCGCAUCCUCGCCUACCGCCUGGGGAUUAGGCAGGCUGGACAGCAGCGUUGGUGGGAACAAGAAAUUACAGUGAAUGGAAACAUUCAAAAGGGAGAAUUAAUUACCUACAAUCUAACUGAGCUGAUCAAGCCAGAGGCAUACGAAGUCCGUCUGACACCCAUCACCAGAUUUGGAGAAGGAGACUCCACUAUUCGGGUCAUCAAGUAUAGUGCUCCAGUAAAUCCACACCUACGAGAGUUCCACUGUGGGUUUGAAGAUGGUAACAUUUGCCUUUUCACUCAAGACGAUACGGACAACUUUGACUGGACAAAGCAAAGCACUGCCACUAGAGACACAAAAUACACUCCCAACACAGGGCCAAACGCAGACCGGACUGGCUCCAAGGAAGGUUUCUACAUGUACAUUGAGACGUCACGCCCCAGGCUGGAAGGGGAGAAGGCCCGACUCGUCAGUCCUGUUUUCAGCGUUGCUCCGAAAAAUCCCUAUGGAGCUACGAACACAGCCUACUGUUUUAGCUUCUACUACCACAUGUAUGGACAGCACAUAGGAAGCUUGAAUGUUUACCUGCGACUGAAAGGCCAGACCGCUAUAGAGAACCCCUUGUGGUCUUCAAGUGGAAAUAAGGGCCAGCACUGGAACCAAGCCCGUGUCAAUAUCAACCCCCCGACUUCAUUCCAGCUUAUAUUUGAAGGGAUCCGGGGCCCAGGCAUCGAAGGAGACAUUGCUAUUGAUGAUGUAUCAAUUGUGGAAGGAGAGUGUAUGAAAUCCGACCAGCCGGCCAACAAUUUACGAUCAGGUGCUGUUGGGACAUUAGAGCAUAUACGACUCAUCCCAGUUACCAUCCUCAUGUUUGUCUUAAGUCAUCAGAGGUGACCUUAUCCUGGCAGAGGCUACAAAAGAUUCACCAGGCACUGGCAUGAAGAAAGAGUCUGUGUAAAAUGGACAUUUAAAAACAAACUACCAAAGAUUCCUCCACUGACUGACUCAAAUAAAUACGUAAAUAAAUAAAAAAAAAAAAAAAGAAAAACAAACAAACAAAAAAAAAAAAAACAAUUAAAAAGCACUGGGGACAUAAAAGGCAUCAUGGGAGUGUAACUCACUAUGAACCACGCGUGAGAACGAGAUCUGGCCUAAGUGAGGAAGAGACCUUCAGGUGCUUUUGUGGUCAAUAACGAAUACAGCAUCAUCUGGUUGAACUCUCGGAACAGAGCGAUAGAAACCCUUGUCAAAGCACAAAGUCAUGGCUGGUUUUGUUUCAAAUGAAUAGUUUGCUUGUUACCAUGGAAACCUAAUGGCCUGCCAAAAAAAAAAAAAAAGAGGAGAGGAGGGAGAGGAAAUAAUAAAAUUAAAACAGAGAGAGCAACACCUCACUGUAAACAGGGUAUGUGAAGAGCUGGCAUUCAUUUUCCCUUCGAGGAGGUUUUUAGUGUAGAGUUAAAAACAUGUAGGCCCUUUUGCCUUUGGCUGUCACCUCCCCUAGAGAGUAACCCCGAAUCAGAGCUGUUUGAAGACAUUUCUGUUUCAUUUCUCACGGCUAUGCUCGAUAACUGUAUGCUGUCUCCUUUUGCAUGCAUUACAAUCCAGGAUGUGCCACCUGGGCUUACAUAUGACACAGGCUUAUCGGAGCUUGCUUGCGGCCACUCGAACACCCCUCUCCCCUCCCCAACUGAGUCAUCUGUUCUAACGAAGUGAAGAAACCAAACCACCAUCUUUUAUAAAUUGCCAUGGAAACCAAGUGCCUUCAAUGAAACAAGCCUGAUUUAAAAGUAUAUGUAGAAUAAUAAUAAUUUCAACACAGAAGCUUGCACUGCUAAAAUGUGGUUUGUGCAAACUAUUUUCUAAACAAACUACGGAGCCCGGGUGUGCAGACUGCAGGCGAAGGAAGCGAAGUCGCUCCUGGAGGUGGAUGGACCUGAGCUGCUGCGUAAGCCCUCUCGGACGAGCUAUCUGUUGUUUAACCUUCCAGACAGCCAUGGCCUUUCAGCUUAUUACCCAUUAGAAAAUAGCUUCCGUUGGUCCUGGAAAUGGGAGCAGCGCUUUUUAUUUGUUCCUUUCAGGUGAUCAGGUGGGUCAACCAGAGGAAGAGGUGGUGGAGAUGUACUUAGGGGUGCAGCACUGCGCUCUGCAGGCACAGCUGGGCACGGGGCUGCUGCUGCUGCUGCUGCUGCAGGGAAGUCAGAGUUCCACUUGUGCAACAAAACACACGUGGGUUUGGAGCUGCCCCAAAAGCCAGCCGGUUUUCCACUGCAUUGUAAAUUUCCCUGACAGUUGGUUAUGACAAUUUGAAGACCUUUUUCCUUAAAUUAUCUCAGCUUUUAACUUCAUUU